This is a messenger RNA of Physella acuta, 3996 nucleotides long. RefSeq names its product regulator of G-protein signaling 3. The record is from RefSeq and is a predicted model, not a curated record. NCBI's taxonomy places the organism in Eukaryota, Metazoa, Mollusca, Gastropoda, Physidae.
UCAUUUUAUCGGGGAACAGGCGAGUAGAAACUCGACAAUCUAGCAGGUGCUAGAGUAGUUAGGUCAUCAAGUCGUGAUACAUGGAUUAUUUUAUUCUUUCAGAACCAGACAUGUUUUAGAAAGUUUCGUUGAAAAUUAUGUAAUCAAGAGUCAAUAUCUGUUUAAAAAAAUGUGAUAGAAAAUUAUGUGAUACAGAAUGUGAUAGAAAAUUAUGUGAUACAGAAUGUGAUAGAAAAUUAUGUGAUACAGAAUGUGAUACAAGCGUGUUCUUUGUUCUAAACAGAUACUGGGUUCUAAGUGUCUGACCUUCAAACAGGCACCAGAUGUCUCAUCAAAAGCUGACCUUGACCUAGCUCAGUUACCGUCCUACACACGUGACGUCACUGAUCAUGUCACGGAGGAUCUAUUCCGGCACUUACCGGCUCCAGGAGGAGUCCUCUAGCCGUCCGGCUCUGAGCGCCGCAUCCCCCAUCCGGUCUCUCCUGGAGUCCACAACUAGGGCGUCUUUAAGUGCCGGCCCCAUGCUGGGCGUGAGCGGGGCGCUGGAUCCCCCCAGGUGUGGGCGCCCGUCUUCCGAGAGCCUGUACUGCCGGCCGGAGUACGGCACCACGAGCCGGUCGUCUGACGUCAUCUGCAGCCAGUACACGUCGGCGUCCCGACACGACUGGAAGGUCCACCUGCCGGGCCGGCACAUCCUGCAUCACGACGUCGACACGCUGCCGGAAGACGUCGGGAAGAGGGCGACGCUCAAGGACGACACGGACUCUCCCCCCACCACGACAUGCGGCCGGCGGAUCCGGCACCGAUCCAAGCACGUUGACCUCUCGCCUGAAGACCCGGGAUCUAAAUCCGAGGGGGGCGUCAAGUCUGAAGAAAAAACGUCCGGGUGGCGGGCCAAGCUCGGACUUCAUUCAUCGAAAGAUGACGUCAAUAGUGACGUCAGUGUGCGGCGUCAUCAGGAUCCAGCGUCGGAGGUGACGCAAGAAGAUUCGAUACUUAGUACCAGCAAGGAAUCGAGUCGGAUGGGUAAUCGAGAAGACAGCGGUAUCCUCGACUGCGAUAUCUCGCAUAGGUCAUCUGAUACCACACCGGAAGACGAGGAGCCGAGAGGUCAAGGUGAGGAUCCGGCAGGUCAAGGUGAACCACCGAAAGCGCGGGAAAAGCGCAUGUACCAGAAAAACAGCAAAUUGGAUAGUAGUGGCGUCAGGGAAAAGGUGGUCUACAGGAGGAGGCGGUCAUCAGCUGACCACUUGCAAGAGGACUCGGGCGUCCACCUUGAUGAGCCCACAUCACCAGCGACCGACAGGUGGUCUGGUCACGUGAGCAGCCCAGUGAAGAGCCAGUGGACGGACGAGGACCUGGAGGCGUUCGUCAAGCAGCUGUCCAACCCCCAGCACCAGAUGGCAGCUCGCAAAGCCCGCUCGAGCGAGGGUGAUAUCAGACACAUGAAAAAAGACGACGACGAAGAUGACGACGUGGAUGAAGAUGGAACGACGCGAACAACGACAGGCAAGAGGAGUCAUUUUGGUCGCAUCCACAAGACGAAGUCGGCUGACUCCGCGAUGUUGGCGGCUGAUGAACUGGGAGUCAUUAUGCCACAAGCCAAGCCUAAAUCUAGAAACAUAGCCAAAAAGAUUUCCAAAAAAAUGCAAUUUUUGAGGAGGAGACACACGGACUCCACUCUGGGGAUGAUGAAGGGCGAGGAGGGUGCCAGACGACUAGCCAAUGUUGACCCUGAAGAAGCGCAAGAAUGGAGCAAAUCUUUUGAGUCUUUGUUGUUUGACAAAACUGGCCUAGAAUUGUUCCGUGGGUUCUUGAUGUCUGAACACAGUGAUGAAAACAUUGAGUUUUGGAUUGCUUGUGAAAACUACAAAAGUACCAGAUCAUCCAAACAGUUACCCGCCCUUGCCAAUAAAAUAUUUAACGACUAUGUCGCCGUCCAGUCUAAACGAGAGAUAAAUCUGGAUUCAAAAACUCGAAAUUUGACAUUUGAAAGUGUGACAUCCAACCCCAACAGACAAACUUUUGAUGAAGCUCAGCGCAGGGUGCAGGCACUCAUGGAAAAGGAUUCCUAUCGCAGGUUCCUCGAGUCUGAAGUUUAUCAAGACCUCGCAGCUGGAAAUAUUCAGCAUAAAUCUUAACAAAACUUUCAAGAUCAGGGCUUUUUGGAUGUUUUUUUUUUGUGUACAAUUUUCAUUUUUUUAAAAAGCUUUAUUCUUUAUUUAGUUCUAGAUUAAUGUAUUAGCAGUUCUUUUUUACUUUUGAAGUCUGUGUUUUAAUUUAGUUGUAUUUAAAUAUUUUGAUAAAUUUAUCCAUGAAUUCAAAUGAUUUCACUUUGGUUAUUUUAAACAAUUUGUAGUUAAUGUGAUCAUGAUUUGUGUGUUGUAAGUUUAGUUCCUACAAAAUGGUACCACUUUUUUCAUCGUCACUAAAGUUCAAAGAUGAUUUCACAUUUGUUUCCUGUAACCAUUUUGUGCUUAUUCUGUGAGCUGACCUUGUUACCCUUGAGUGGGAUGAUGUUCCAUUGAAUGCCGAAGCUAGCUGCAAGGCACCCUCCAUGAGGUUUGUUGACCUCACCAUAUAGCUUCAAGUGAGAAAUUAAGGGGAGCAGACUGUGCUAUAGCCCUUUCAAGUUGUUAUGUAAGUUAUAAGUUUGCAAACAUUGAACUAAACAAACCCAAGUUAAGUCUGGUGGUCUGUUGAAAACUUGGGAUGACCACUAAUCUAUGCAAAUUUAUGUAUACACUUAGAAGUAAUAUUAACUUAGUUAAAAAGUUGUGAUGGCAAGAAUGCUGCCCCAAUAGUCUCGGCAAUCCGUAUUUCUUGAUUAUUUUUUUUAUGUAACCAAAGAUUUUUUGGUGAAAGCUUUAACAUGAGCCAUGUAACAUUACAGUAACAAUAGAACAUGUAAACAAAAUCAAAAUCUCUUCGUCUGUGAUAACAAAACUGUUAAGGAAAGCUUUGGUUCUAUAGUUUGGUUGAGGAUGCUAGCUUUAGUUUGGGUGCAAGCUUUAGUUUGGGUGCGGGAUGACUGAUGUAGUACCCAUCACAAAGGUGGUGCUAUGAUGUGCUUACGUAAUGUAGACAGAAAAAACCCAGUUGUACCCUUUUAUAUUCCAUUCCUAAAUCACUUGAAUUUUGUAUGUAUAUUUGUGUAAGACUUGAAUUAUGUAUAUUUGUGUCAGAAAAUCUUAAUUUAUGAAUUAUGCCUCGCUUUAUAUCUAAAUUUUACAAAUAUUUUUAAAAAUAUAAUCUCACAGAAAACUUCUCAUUAUAAUUAUAUGCCUAAAAAUUGCAUCAGGAUUUUGAAAUUUUCCAUGCAAUUGUUCUACCUAUUAAUUUUAAAGUAAUGCAAAAAAUUGAUUUACUUUUUUUUUUAUUGAAGCAUAAAAUCUAAAUUCAAUUUAUUACCAAUAUUUCUAAAAAAAAAAAAUGUUAGAAAUUUUUUCAUUAAUAUUCUUUUAUACUUUGUUAACCACUUGAGUCAAUUUCAAAUUUUAAGCCUAGUAAAAACAUGAUUUGACCUGAUUAUGUAAACUUGCAUCUAAAUUUACAUGCCUAAUGUGGGGUAAUAAUAAAAUGCUUGUAAAUAUUGUAAAAAAGAUCAAACUUAUUUUCUAACUACAGAUGUUUUUUGUACAUUGGAUGAUAUCCAUAGUGUUUCCAGAUGUAACUCUGUUAUUAUGCAUAAUAUGUUAGAGAAAUACCAUGCAAGUCUACCUGUGCAAAUCAAAGUUUUGUUUACAUUUUAUCUCCCACAAUGUUUAGUGUCACACUGGGAUUUUAUUUAUUUGGUCAAUGUUUCACUCAUUGCAAAAAUGUCAUCUAUAUUUUGAUAUUAGAUUGUGGUCAUGUGUGAAUCUAUAUUUAGAAAGUUGAUCAUGUGAGACAUGUUUAUUUAUAGCAACCCAAGUCCAUCUCCCAGCAAGUGGUGCACUGUUCUAUCAAAACAUGCAUCUCUCUGUCAUCUAUGUCAAAUAAAAUUCUCAAAUAUCA